Messenger RNA from Jatropha curcas, 914 nucleotides. Lineage: Eukaryota; Viridiplantae; Streptophyta; Magnoliopsida; Malpighiales; Euphorbiaceae. The record is from RefSeq and is a predicted model, not a curated record.
UCUCUACUGUCCUGGUCUUCUUCUUCUUUCUCCUUUUCUUCUUCUUCUCUUAACUCUUAGUCUUACCCUUAACCGCCGCCAUCAACGACGGCCACAACACGGGAAAUUAAUCUAACCAUUUUGUUAUAUCGAUCCUUUUACGACUUGGAUUAUUAUAUUAAGUAAUACUUACUGUAAAAUGAAUUGUUUAUUCUCGAUUAUCGUUGUUUUUGGAUUGGAGAUAUGAGAUCAUUUGAGAGAGAAUUAUGCGAACGCUUUGCGAUGCCUGUGAGAACGCCGCCGCUGUUGUCUUCUGUGCUGCUGAUGAGGCCGCGCUUUGCGGUGCCUGCGACGAGAAGGUACAUAUGUGUAAUAAGCUUGCUAGUCGGCACGUGCGAGUAGGUCUGGCAAAUCCCAGUGACGUUCCUUGCUGUGACAUAUGUGAAAAUGCACCUGCUUUCUUUUACUGUGAAGUAGAUGGAAGUUCGCUUUGUUUGCAAUGUGAUGUGAGCGUUCAUGUUGGAGGUAAAAGAACGCAUAGAAGAUUUCUUCUGCUAAGACAAAGAGUUGAGUUUCCAGGUGACAGUACAGUAGCUGUAGACCCAAAUUUGCAAGCAGUAGAUGGAAGUGAUGAGAUCAAGAAAGGACAAAAUCAACACCAACAAUCUAAUAUGAAUCAGACGACAAAUGGAGAGAAUCAACAAAAUCAUGGAAAUGCAAAGAUAGAAAAUAAAAUGAUUGAUUUGAAUAUGAAGCCCCUUCGAUUUCAUGAACAAGCUCCAAACGAUCAGUCUUGACAGAGAAAUAGAAAGUGAUUUCUCUCCUAGGCCAGAAAUUUGGGUAGGCUUUUAUCUAUAUGUCCCCAACAGAGUAGCAUUGGUAUUUUUUUUUUUUUUUUUUUUUUUUUUUUUGUUUUGGGCAACUGAGAUCGGUAG